AUGGUUCUCUGUAAUUUGCAACUCAUCUCGCUCAGAGACGGCAUUUCGGUCGGCUCGUUUCUCGCCAAGCUCCGUCGGAAUAGCGUCAAGCCCGUUGUACAAGCCCGGUUCAUUCGGUGGAUGAUCUUGCCGACACAGUUGUCAGCCGGCUACCUACUAGGCAGGAAUAUUCGUUGGGAUCUUCUUCUAAUCCUGGAGGAGAACGAUGCUAUCCCGCACGAAGCACAGCUGGAUAUAGAUGCAACUUGGAGCGCAGCAAGUGGAGUCUCAUCUAAGGCUAUAUCAAAUUAUGCAGUCAUGAAUGCAGAGCUGCUUCGCCCGGCGCCUGGCUCGGUCAAGCCUCCAGAGAAACACACUGUUGAGCCAUCAAGGACUUCUCAGAAUCUUGAAAUGAGCCCUGAGUUGGACCAAUGGAUUACUGCGCUACCAGCGCCAUUAAAGGAACACCCGGUCUCAAUGUUAAACUUACUUGCCUUUAACCCCGGUAAGAAAGACCAAUACAAGCAAUACGGUGCCGAAUUCUCGGCCAAAGUCGGCUCUAAGCACGGUGGACAGGUUAAGAUUGUCGGGAGGGUAGUAGGUGGCCAAGCUCAGAGAGAUGGGUGGGAGGAAAUUGCCUUCGUACACUAUCCAUCAGUCCGACACUUUGCAUCAAUGGCAGCCAGUAAGGAUUAUCAAGAUGUCAAUCAUAACUAUCGACUCGGCGCGCUCAGGGAUACAUUCAUCUGCUGUGUCAUGGAGGUUGACGACGACAGUAAUAUUAGCAGUUCUCAUUCUACUAAAGGAAAGCUUUAA
This is a messenger RNA of Daldinia caldariorum, 795 nucleotides long. RefSeq lists its product as uncharacterized. The transcript has a single exon. The record is from RefSeq and is a predicted model, not a curated record. NCBI's taxonomy places the organism in Eukaryota, Fungi, Ascomycota, Sordariomycetes, Xylariales, Hypoxylaceae. The coding region runs from base 1 to 795 and encodes 264 amino acids.